AUGCCAAGGCAAGAAAAUGAUGGAAAUGAAACAGAAAAUGUCACUGACCCAGUCAUACCACCACCGCCAAAACGAAAUAAAAAGAAAAAAAAAGAAGAUGAUAUAGGAGUUGAAUUGAUUAACGUCUUAAAUAAGAAUGUCGAGUUCAGAAAGGCCGAAGAAGAUGAAGAUAGACUGUUCUUUUUGUCGUUGACACCAUCAUUUGCUAGAAAUAAUAACCCACCACCACCACCACCGCCCUCAGUUCCACCUACACAUCGUGGAACAUGGAAUGAAGGAGAAUCUGUAACUUCUCCUGAAUCAACAUAUUCACAGAAUACACAUAUGUCUCAAGAAUCUGAUUAUUUAGAUCUUUUUAAUGAUAAUAAUUCUCAGUAA
Messenger RNA from Pieris macdunnoughi, 378 nucleotides. NCBI's taxonomy places the organism in Eukaryota, Metazoa, Arthropoda, Insecta, Lepidoptera, Pieridae. The record is from the annotation of a GenBank genome assembly.